CAUGGAUACUCAGGUUAAGCUUGCCGUCGUGGUCAAGGUGAUGGGCCGCACCGGUUCCAGGGGUCAGGUGACCCAGGUCAGAGUGAAGUUCCUGGACGACCAGAACCGUCUCAUCAUGAGGAACGUCAAGGGCCCUGUCCGUGAGGGUGACAUCCUCACCUUGCUCGAGUCUGAGAGGGAGGCCAGGAGGCUGCGCUGAAGCAGCUGGUUGUUGUGUCAGUUGUUCGCUGUUCUUGUCUUAAACAAGUUAAUGAUGGAUUGAUUUCCCCUUGCCUAGUGUACUGCUUUCGCAUCAAGUUCUUGAAGAAUGCUACUUUGUCUUUUGCAUAGGCUAUGGAGAAUGAGUUAAGAGCAAUGGAAAUGUAAUUUGUGCACAUGUCCUGUUGCAAGUUUUGGUCUGUUACCCUGAAUGAAAUUAAGUGCACUUAUGUUGUGUUACAUGGUUGUGUUGCAAUCUUGGGUAACAUUAUAAUGAAUGGCCUGUAUGAGUUCUGUAUAAUUUGAAUUUAUUGGGUGAA
This is a messenger RNA of Panicum virgatum (switchgrass), 518 nucleotides long. RefSeq names its product 40S ribosomal protein S28. Gene Ontology annotation, molecular function: structural constituent of ribosome. The transcript has a single exon. The record is from RefSeq and is a predicted model, not a curated record. Gene Ontology annotation, biological process: ribosomal small subunit assembly; maturation of SSU-rRNA; translation. Bases 2 to 199 code for a protein of 65 amino acids. Gene Ontology annotation, cellular component: ribosome; cytosolic small ribosomal subunit. Lineage: Eukaryota; Viridiplantae; Streptophyta; Magnoliopsida; Poales; Poaceae.